UCUCUUGGCUUCACCAGGGCCCACCGGAGAGAGCUGACACCCGGGUCCUAUAAUCCUUAUGGGGGACCAACCUUGUACCUCCGGGAGAUCCACGCUCCAGCCUGGAAACACGCGGGAAAUCAAGCCUCCAAAAAAGCGCUGCCUCCUAGCUCCACGUUGGGAUUAUCCAGAAGGAACCCCCAACGGAGGUAGUACCCCUCUCCCUUCCACACCUCCUCCAGCAUCACCGGGCCUGAAGUCGCACCCACCUUCUCCGGAGAAAUAGUACAAUAUACUUCUCUCACCCCAAACCAGUCUUUGAGGGAUUGCAGUAUGACUCCAUUUCCUUGGUGCAUCCAUAAAAUAAUUAUUCAGUGAAGACAAUGAAGAUUAUUGACAACGCUACCCUGCUUUUCUGAUGUCCUGCUUCAGGAAGUUGUGAUUUUUAAGGGCUUCCCUGGUGGCGCAGUGGUUGGGAGUCCGCCUGCCGAUGCACGGUAUGCGGGUUCAUGCCCCCGUACAGAAAGAUCCCACAUUCCAUGGAGCGGCUGGGACCGGGAGCCAAGGCCGCUGAGCCUGUGCGUCCAGACCCUGUGCUUCACAACAGGAGAGGCCACAGCAGUGAGAGGGCUGUGUACGGCAAAAAACAAACAAAAAAAUUGCUUAAUACUUAUUUUUUAUGUUAAUUUAUUUUAUUUUGCCUUUAUUUUAUUUUCUUUUAUCCCCUUUCUUGCUUUAUUUCUACCUUUUCUCCCUUUUAUUCUGAGCCAUGUGGAUGAAAGGCUCUUGGUGCUACAGCCAGGAGUCAGUGCUGUGCCUCUGUGGUGGGAGAGUCAACGUCAGGACACUGGUCCACAAGAGACCACCCAGCUCCACGUAAUAUCAAAUAGUGAAAAUCUCCCAGAGAUCUCCAUCUCAUCAUCAACACCCAGCUUCACUCAACGACCAGCAACUACAGUGCUGGACACUCUAUGCCAAACAACUAGCAAGACAGGAAAACAAAACCACCCAUUAUCAGAGAGGCUGACUAAAAUAAUAAUAAGUCCACAGACACCCCAAAACACACCACCAGACAUGGACCUGCCCACCAGAAAGAUAAGAUCCAGCCUCAUCCACCAGAACAAAGGCACUAGUCCUAUCCACCAGGAAGCCUACACAACCCACUGAAACAACUUUAGCCAUGGGGACAGACACAAAAAAUGACGGGAAUUACAAACCUGCAGCCUGAAAAAAGGAGACCUGAAACACAGUAAGAUAAGCAAAAUGAGAAGACAGAAGUAUACACAGCAGUUGAAGGAGCAAGAAAAAACCCCAACAAAACUAGCUAAUGAAGAGGAAAUAGGCAGUCUACCUGCAAAAGAACUCAGAAUAAUGAUAGUAAAGAUGAUCCAAAAUCUUGGAAAUAGAAGAGACAAAAUGCAAGAAACAUUUAAAAAGGACAUAGAAGAAAUAAAGAUAAAACAAGCAAUGAUGAACAACACAAUAAAUGAAAUUAAAAAUACUCUAGAAGGGAUCAGUAGCAGAAUAACUGAGGGAGAAGAACAGAUAAGUGACCUGGAAGAUAAAAUAGUGGAAAUAACUACUGCACAGCAGAAUAAAGGAAAAAGAAGGAAAAGAACUGAGGACAGUCUCAGAGACCUCUGGGACAACAUUAAACACACCAACAUUCGAAUUAUAGGGAUUCCAGAAGAAGAAGAGAAAAAGAAAAGGACUGAGAAAAUAUUUGAAGAGAUUAUAGUUGAAAACUUCCCUAAUAUGGGAAAGGAAAUAGUUAAUCAAGUCAAGGAAGCACAGAGUCCCAUACAGGAUAAAUCCAAGGAGAAACAUGCCAAGAAACAUAUUAAUCAAACUGUCAAAAAUGAAAUACAAAGAAAACAUAUUAAAAGCAGCAAGGGAAAAACAACAAAUAACACACAAGGUAAUCCCCAUAAGGUUAACAGCUGAUCUGUCAGCAGAAAAUCUGCAAGCCAGAAGGGAGUGGCAGGAUAUAUUUAAAGUGAUGAAGGGCAAGAACCUACAACCAAGAUUAUUCUACCCAUCAAGGAUCUCAUUCAGCUUUGACAGAGAAAUUAAAAUCUUCAGAGACAAGCAAAAGCUGAGAGAGUUCACCACCACCAAACCAGCUUUACAAUAAAUACUAAUGGAUCUUCUCUACACAGGAAACACAAGAGAAGGAAAAGACCUACAAUAAUGAACCCAAAACAAUAAAGAAAAUGGGAAUAGGAACAUAGAUAUCGAUAAUUACCUUAAAUGUAAAUGGAUUAAAUGCUUCCACCAAAAGAAACAGACUGGAUGAAUGGAUACAAAAACAAGACCCAAAUAUAUGCUGUGGACAAGAGACCCACGUCGGACCUACAGACACACACAGACGGAAAGUGAGGGGAUGGAAAAAGAUAUUCCAUGCAAAUGGAAACCAAAAGAAAGCUGGAGUAGCAAUUCUCAUAUCAUACAAAAUAGACAUUAAAAUAAAGAGCAUUAGAAGAGACAAAGAAGGACACUACAUAAUGAUCAAUGGAUUGAUCCAAGAAGAAGAUAUAACAAUUGUAAAUAUUUAUGCAUCCAACAUAGGAGCACCUCAAUACCUAAGGCAAAUACUAACAGCCAUAAAAGGGGAAAUUGACAGUAACACAUUCAUAGUAGGGGACUUUAACACCCCACUUUCACCAAUGGACAGAUCAUCCAAAAUGGAAAUAAAUAAGGAAACACAAGCUUUAAAUGAUACAUUAAACAAGAUGGACUUAAUGGAUAUUUAUAGGACAUUCCAUCCAAAAACAACAGAAUACACAUUUUUCUCAAGUGCUCAUGGAACAUUCUCCAGGAUAGAUCAUACCUUGGGUCACAAAUCAAGCCUUGGUAAAUUUAAGAAAAUUGAAAUUGUAUCAAGUAUCUUUUUGGACCACAAUGCAAUGAGACUAGGUAUCAAUUAAAGGAAAAGAUCUGUAAAAAAUACAAACACAUGGAGGCUAAACUAUACACUGCUUAACAAAGAAGUGAUCACUGAAGAAAUCAAGGAGGAAAUCAAAACAUACCUAGAAACAAAUGACAAUGGACACAUAGUGACGCAAAACCUACGGGAUGCAGCAAAAGCAGUUCUAAAAGGGAAGUUUAUAGCAAUACAAUCCUACCGUAAGAAACAGGAGACAUCUUGAAUAAACAACCUAACAUUGCACCUAAAGCAAUUAGAGACAGAAGAACAAAAACCACCAAAGUUAGCAGAAGGAAAGAAAUCAUAAUGAUUAGACCAGAAAUAAAUGAGAAAGAAAUGAAGGAAAUGAUAGCAAAGAUCAAUAAAACUAAAAACUGGUUCUUUGAGAAGAUAAAAAUAAUUGAUAAACCAUUAGCCAGACUCAUCAAGAAAAAAAGGGAGAACACUCAAAUCAAUAGAAUUAGAAAUGAAAAAGGAGAAGUAACAACUGACACUGCAGAAAUACGAAAGAUCAUGUGAGAUUACUGCAAGCAACUCCAUGACAAUAAAAUGGACAACCUGGAAGAAAUGGACAAAUUCUUAGAAAUGCACAACCUGCCAAGACUGAAUCAGGAAGAAAUAGAAAAUAUGAGCAGACCAAUCACAAGCACUGAAAUUCAAACUGUGAUUAAAAAUCUUCCAACAAACAAAAGCCCAGGACCAGAUGGCUUCACAGGCGAAUUCUGGCAAACAUUUAGAGAACGGCUCACACCUAUCCUUCUCUAAAUCUUCUAAAAUAUAGCAGAGGAAGGAACACUCCCAAACUCAUUCUAUGAGGCCACCAUCACCCUGUCACCAAAACCAGACAAGGAUGUCACAAAGAGAGAAGACUACAGGCCAAAUCAGUGAUGAACAUAGAUGCAAAAAUCAUCAACAAAAUACUAGCAAACAGGAUUCAACAGUACAUUAAAAGGAUCCUACACCGUGAUCAAGUGGGGUUUAUUCCAGGAAUGCAAGGAUUCUUCAAUAUACGCAAAUCACUCAACGUGAUACACCAUAUUAAAAAAUUGAAGAAAAAAAACCAUAUGAUCAUCUCAAGAGAUGCAGAGAAAGCUUUCCACAAAAUUCAACACCGAUUUAUGAUAAAAACCCUGCAUAAAUAGGCACAGAGGGAACUUUCCUCAACAUAGUAAAGGCCAUAUAUGACAAACCCACAGCCAACAUCGUCCUCAAUGGUGAAAAACUGAAAGCAUUUCCACUAAGCUCAGGAACAAGACAAGGUUGCCCACUCUCAACACUCUUUUUCAAAAUAGUUUUGGAAAUUUAGCCACAGAAAUCUGAGAAGAAAAGGAAAUAAAAUGAAUCCAAAUUGGAAAAGAAGAAGUAAACCUGUCACUGUUUUCAGAUGACAUGAUACUAUACAUAGAGAAUCCUAAAGGUGUUACCAGAAACUACUAGAACUAAUCAAUAAAUUUGGUAAAGUAGCAGGAUACAAAAUUAAUGCACAGAAAUCUCUGUGCAAAAUUGCCAAAGCAAUCUUGAGAACGAAAAAACGAGCUGGAGGAAUCAGGCUCCCUGUCUUCAGACUAUACUACAAAGCUACAGUAAUCAAGACAGUAUGGUACUGGCACAAAAACAGAAAGAUAGAUCAACGGAACAGGAUAGAAAGCCCAGAGAUAUACCCACCCACACAUGGUCACAUUAUCUUUGAUAAAGGAGGCGGGAAUGUACAGUGGAGAAAGGACAGCCUCCUCAAUAAUUGGUGAUGGGAAAACUGGACAGGUACAUGUAAAAGUGUGAGAUUAGAUCACUCCCUAACACCAUACACAAAGUUAAGCUCAAAAUGGAUUAAAGACCUAAAUGUAAGGCCACAAACUAUCAAACUCUUAGAGGAAAAUAUAGGCAGAACACUCUAUGACAUAAAUCACAGUAAGAUCCUUUUUGACCCACCUCCUAGAGAAAUGGAAAUAAAAACAAAAAUAAACAAAUGGGACCUAAUGAAACUUCAAAGCUUUUGCACAACAAACGAAACCAUAAACAAGACUAAAAGAUAACCCUCAGGGGCUUCCCUGGUGGCACAGUGGUGGAGAGUCCGCCUGCCGAUGCGGGGGACACAGGUUCAUGCCCCGGUCCGGGAGGAUCCCACAUGCCGUGGAGCGGCUGGGCCAGUGAGCUAUGGCCGCUGAGCCUACACGUCCUGAGCCUGUGUUCCGCAACGGGAGAGGCCACAACAGUGAGAGGCCCGCUUACCGCAAAAAAAAAAAAAAAGAUAACCCUCAGAAUGGGAGAAAAUAUUUGCAAAUGAAGCAACUUAAAAAGGAUUAAUCUCCAAAGUUUAUAAGCAGCUCAUGCAGCUCAAUAGCAAAAAAACAAACAAACAUAUCCAAAAAUGGGCAGAAGACCUAAAAAGACAUUUCUCCAAAGAAAGUAUACAGCCUGCCAACAUACACAUGAAAGACUGAUCAACAUCACUAAUCAUUAGAGAAAUUCAAAUCAAAAUUACAAUGAGAUAUCAUCUCACACCUGUCAGAAUGGCCAUCAUCAAAAAAUCUAGAAACAAUAAUUGCUGGAGACGGUGUGGAGAAAAGGGACCACUCUUGCACUGCUGUUGGGAAUGUGAAUUGGUACAGCCACCAUGGACAACAGUAUGGAGCUUCCUUAAAAAAACUACAAAUAGAACUGCCAUAUGACCCAGCAAUCCCACUACUGUGCAUAUACCCUGAGAAAACCAUGAUUGAAAAAGAGUCAUGUACCAAAAUGUUCAUUGCAGCUCUAUUUAAAAUAGCCCAGAGAUGGAAACAACCUAAGUGCCCAUCAUCAGAUGAAUGCAUAAAGAAGAUGUGGCACAUAUAUACAAUGGAAUAUUACUCAGCCAUGAAAAGAAAAGAAAUGAGCUAUUUGUAAUGAGGUGGAUAGACCUAGAGUCUUUCAUACAGAGUGAAGUAAGUCAGAAAGAGAAAGACAAAUACCAUAUGCUAACACAUAUAUAUGGAAUGUAAGAAAAAAAAAUGUCAUGAAGAACCUAGGGCUAAGACAGGAAUAAAGACACAGACCUACUAGAGAACAGACCUGAGGAUAUUGGGAGGGGGAAGGGUGAGCUGUGACAAAGUGAGAGAGAGGUAUGGACAAUAUACACUACCAAACAUAAGGUAGAUAGCUAGUGGGAAGCAGCCGCAUAGCAUAGGGAGAUUGGCUCUGUGCUUUAUGACCGCCUGGAGGGGUGGGAUAGGGAGGGUGUGAGGGAGGGAGACCCAAGAGGGAAGAGAUAUGGGAACAUAUGUAUAUGUAUAACUGAUUCACUUUGUUAUAAAGCAGAAACUAACACACCGUUUUAAAGCAAUUAUUCCCCAAUAAAGAUGUUAAAAAAAAAAAAA
Messenger RNA from Globicephala melas (long-finned pilot whale), 6258 nucleotides. It is a transcript of the gene NBDY, whose product is annotated as negative regulator of P-body association. NCBI's taxonomy places the organism in Eukaryota, Metazoa, Chordata, Mammalia, Artiodactyla, Delphinidae. The record is from RefSeq and is a predicted model, not a curated record.